GCCAAUUCCGAAGCUGCAAGAAACAAUCAUGCUAAUAGCUUUGAACACAGUUUUCAUGCAAUUAAACGUUAAUAAUCGAUCAAUCCUUGGGCAUGACCAGUCAGGCAUUGGAAUUCACCUGCCGUGUUGGUUCACUGUUAGAGCCGAUUCUGCAUCAAUCACACAAUGAGCCCUGUGAUAAAGACGAGGAACCAUCCUUCUUGAUAUUGCGUUUAUAUUCUCAUGAUUUUUUCUAUUUGGUUCAUAUAUUCUGUCCCCCUGCUUUCAAGUCCGAAUGCAAGAGGAGUUUUUGUUUUCUACUUCAAAUCACGAAGUUCUAUGAUUACCUUUCCAGCCUACUCAAGCACAAAUGGUAUGCAGUUGGAUGUCCGGAGAAUUUUAGUCGGUCUUGUGCCUUGGGUUUUCGGCAAAUCACGCUCACCACCUCGACAUCAACAGGCAGCUUCUUCGUCCACGCAGCAAUUUGGCGCCGGAUACAUGGUCCUUAUUGAUGUGGAUUCAUACACCUCUUCACCGCUCAUGCUUACGCUUCUCUCUACAAUAUCAAUACUGGUUCUGACGCUGUUCAUUCGGAGGGUACGCAGCGGAUAUCAUGCCUUCUUGGCCCUAGGCCCAGGAGGUACGCCCUCGACCUUUAGGGGGUACCUUCGAAUCUGUGUACUACAGAUCUUCGUGCUUAGAGAUCCUCUAGAUCCGCCCUAUCUACCUCCCGACCUUCACCCUCAUGCCGGCAUUCUACAGAAUUUGCCCAAAAGGAGUUUAUCCCGACCUAAAGUCGCGGGAAUCGCUCCCCAGCGUCAAAUAACCCAGCGAGGCACUUCGGCCAUGUACUCAGCGCUUGCAGCCGCAAUCAAAGAUAUAUCCGUCCAUAAUUCCGACCGCUUUUACACUGAUACUUCAUGCUUCGAAAAACACAGUACUGGUCUGUUUUCGGUUCCGACUCUGAGGAACCAGCCGACCUGCAACGGCGAAGUAUGUCAUUCUCACCCAAGCGACGGCAGUCUCCACCUAACACUUCACCCCCUGGACGUGAAACACAUCAUCGAUAAGGGAUGGGGAGAACGCCAUCCCCUAGCGAGAGAGAGCUGGUGGUGGAAGCUGAGAUUUGUGCCUACGGGAUUCGUAAUGAUCUACGCGCCCCAGACGAUAGAGGACUUGCAGUGUGUGAUACAGAUCGUCCAUGCCGCUGCGUGGUGGGUAACGGGUAUCGAACCGCGCUCUCAAAGCUGUACCCACAAGGUUGCCACUCUACAAGUUCAGCGAGCGACACACGGUGAUUCUCAGGCAGAAACGAAUCCGGCUAUGAAUUGACCAAAAUGUCCACACGACCUGAUACGGCCGCAUACGCCAUGGAAUCGAUGUGAACAAGGAACACGGCUUGGUAACGAUUUCAUGACCUCACGAUGAUGACCAACGAGCAAUGGCAAGCGCAUAUGCCCGGGUUCUUGAAUGAUUUUGACAUGAUUUCUUUUCUUUGAUACCAGACUCCUACAAACACACAGCACUCUACUACGUACAUAAGCAAAUAUGUCGCCCGCAAUCCCUCAAAUACCUUACCAAUUUACCAAUUAAUACAAACCUUUUAAACGAA
This is a messenger RNA of Coccidioides immitis RS, 1591 nucleotides long. RefSeq lists its product as uncharacterized. Bases 223 to 1311 code for a protein of 362 amino acids. The transcript has a single exon. The record is from RefSeq and is a predicted model, not a curated record. Lineage: Eukaryota; Fungi; Ascomycota; Eurotiomycetes; Onygenales; Onygenaceae.